AUGGAAAAUGAUGAGGAAUAUAACUGGGAUAAUGCAACCUCAGUGUCAGAGUUCAUCCUGCUGGGGCUCUCCAGCCACCCCAAGACACAGCUGGUGCUCUUUGUGUUCUUCCUAGCUAUCUACCUGGUGACCCUCUUUGGGAACAGCCUCCUCAUUGCCCUUGUCAAGAGUGAUUCCCGUCUUCACACACCCAUGUACUUCUUUCUGGCUAACCUCUCCUUCCUAGAUAUCAGCUACACGACCACCACUGUACGCCAGAUGCUGGUCCACCUCCUCUCCACAAAGAGAAGCAUUUCCUAUGUUGCCUGUGUUGCGCAGAUGUACAUCUUCCUUUCUCUGGGGAUAAGUGAGUGCAUCCUGUAUGCUGUAAUGGCCUAUGACCAGUAUGUGGCCAUUUGUCAUCCCCUGCGCUACACCGUCAUCAUGAGCAGGUCAGUCUGUGUUAAGAUGGCCAUCAGGUUCUGGGUAUCUGGCUUCUUUUUUGCCAUGCUGAAUACAGGCUUCACGAUGAGGUUGCCCUACUGCUCAGCUGAGGGGAAGAUCAAAGCCUUCUCCACCUGCACCUCACACAUCACUGUCAUGACUCUCUUCUAUGGUGCAGGUAUGUUCAUAUACAUGUGCCCAGCCUCCAGCUACUCACCCGAGCGGGACAACAUGUUUUCCCUCUUGUACAAUGUUGUGUCUGCCCUCCUGAAUCCUCUUAUCUACAGCCUGAGGAACAAGGAGGUCAAAGGAGCUGUACUCAAAAUGAUGAGCAAGACUGACCACUAA
Alligator mississippiensis (American alligator) is the source of this 771-nucleotide messenger RNA. Its product is annotated as olfactory receptor 5A2-like. The transcript has a single exon. Gene Ontology annotation, cellular component: membrane. The record is from RefSeq and is a predicted model, not a curated record. Gene Ontology annotation, biological process: G protein-coupled receptor signaling pathway. Lineage: Eukaryota; Metazoa; Chordata; Crocodylia; Alligatoridae. Gene Ontology annotation, molecular function: G protein-coupled receptor activity; olfactory receptor activity. The coding region runs from base 1 to 771 and encodes 256 amino acids.